Messenger RNA from Phialemonium atrogriseum, 2213 nucleotides. RefSeq names its product DHS-like NAD/FAD-binding domain-containing protein. The transcript is spliced from 2 exons. Lineage: Eukaryota; Fungi; Ascomycota; Sordariomycetes; Cephalothecales; Cephalothecaceae. Gene Ontology annotation, molecular function: NAD+ binding. Bases 132 to 2117 code for a protein of 661 amino acids. The record is from RefSeq and is a predicted model, not a curated record.
AUGUUGUAAACGCACGCGAGAUUAAAAACCCUUCCCUUGUUCCCUUUCGCCGCUUGGGCUCUCUCUGAACCUUGUUUUCCCUCUUUCCUCUCCUUUUAACCACCAUCUCUGGCGACAACCGCACGGCAACCAUGGAUCGCGCAGUAAAACACGAGCCGUCGUCACUACCCUCCUCCCCCCUCUCCGUCCUGUCCAACUCGCCUUCAUUGCCGUCAUCUCCGCCGAUAAUCCUGGAUGCGUCCCGCAGGUAUCCGUCGCCAAUUUCGAGCACGAUCCCCUCCGGCAGCGCUUCUCCAAUGAAGCAGUCGGACGAGAACGAGAUAUGCGUGAGGACCGAUGGUCCGCCGCCAGCCAAGCGCCGCAAGAUCUCGCCGGCCAAGCCGAGGACUACCGAGUACGUCGACCUGGAGAGCCUGGGCGAAGAGGACGAGGCCCAAUUAGACCGACUGUUGUCGGCGCUGCGGAAGAAGAAGAAGAUCGUCGUCAUUGCGGGCGCCGGCAUCUCUGUGUCAGCCGGAAUUCCCGACUUCCGGUCCUCAACGGGCCUCUUCAGCACCCUGCGCGGCCAGCACAAGAUCAAGGCCUCAGGGAAACACCUGUUCGAUGCAUCUGUAUACAAACAUGACUCUUCGACGACGUCAUUCCAUACCAUGGUGCGCGAGCUGGCGCACAUGACCUCGGAGGCCAAGCCUUCCGUCUUCCACCACAUGCUGGCAUCAAUUGCCGAGGAGGGCCGCCUCAUGCGCCUCUACAGCCAGAACGUCGACUGUAUCGACACUCAGAUCCCACCACUCGCCACUAAUGUACCCCUAAACCUGAAGGGCCCCUGGCCGACUACUAUCCAGCUCCACGGAGGUCUCGAGAAGAUGGUGUGCUCCAAGUGUGGCCACCUAGAGGCCUUCAAUGGUUCUUUAUUCGAGGGCCCUCAGCCCCCACCUUGUACUAGCUGCCAGGAACAGGACGAGGUGCGCACUACUUUCGCGGGAAAGCGAAGUCACGGCAUCGGCCGUAUGCGCCCGAGAAUCGUCCUCUACAACGAGUACAACCCUGAUGAGGAAGCUAUUGGGAACGUGUCACAGGCGGACCUACGCAAGGUCCCAGACGCCGUUAUCGUGGUCGGGACCAGUCUCAAGAUCCCGGGCGUGCGACGACUUGUGAAGGAAUUGUGCCAGGUCACCAGGAGCAGAAGGGAUGGUUUCACCGCGUGGGUCAACAUCGAUCCAGAGCCACAGGGGGCCGAGUUCAAGGACUGUUGGGAUCUUAUUGUGAAGGGGAAAUGUGACGACAUUGCGCAGCUCGCCAACCUGCCACGCUGGGAUGAGCAGGACAUCGGAGUUCGCGAAACCUACAUGGUAACGGGCGACGAGAAGAAGGAGAGGCAGUGCAAAGCUGCCCUGAGUCGCGAUAGAAUCGACAUUCUCCUCGAAAAGAAGCCACGGAUUUCCGAGUCGGGUCCUAUUACCAUCCCUGGUGAGCCUUCGGAGUUGCCAGCCGAGGGUAGGUCGAAGGUCGUUGAGAAGAUUCAAGGCGGAAUCUUGACGCCCAGGGCAAGCCCCAAGCCUCGAAACCAGUUACCAAGCAAGAAGCCGCCCAAGACGAAGCAGAGCAGGCUCUUGUUUGGCGGCUCUGGUGCCACGAGCAGUAACGUCACGACCCCCCAGAAAGUCACCAACGCCAGAAAGCCGCGGCAGAUGCGGCAGAUUAAGAAGGACACGGCCAGGCCGAACAACGGUCUCAACCAAGCCUUCAGGGCGACCAAAUAUGUCUCUGCUCCCGAGAUAAAACAGGAGGCCAAGGAAGAGAUCGUGGCCGACCCCUAUAUUUCGGAGCUGUCCUCGCUAGGGGAGUCCGUCGACGACGGCAACAAGUCUAGGCUGCCGUCUUUGCGGCCCAAAAUCAAGGUACGGUGGCCGCUGGCCAACUAUUUCAAGUGGACGAAAACCCCCGCCGACAACCUCGACAACGCCAACAACCCCGACAACCCCGACAACCCCGCCCUGUACAACAGCCUCGAAGGCCGCCCGGUCACGCCUUCCAACCAGCAUCGUCGAAUUUCAGCGGCGGAGACCAUCUCUCCAACGUCGAAACCCCGUAGUAUGGCGCUUCUGAUCGACUGAUGAUCCGUCGCUGUGAAAACGAUCUAUCUGCCGAUUGUGAUUUAAUAGCGGUGGUUCACCCCCUAGCGACCACCCCCCCACCUUUUUUACUAUUAU